Radiomyces spectabilis is the source of this 192-nucleotide messenger RNA. Its product is annotated as ribosomal protein S28e. The record is from RefSeq and is a predicted model, not a curated record. NCBI's taxonomy places the organism in Eukaryota, Fungi, Mucoromycota, Mucoromycetes, Mucorales, Radiomycetaceae. Gene Ontology annotation, cellular component: cytosolic small ribosomal subunit; ribosome. The annotation marks the transcript as partial. Gene Ontology annotation, biological process: translation; ribosomal small subunit assembly; maturation of SSU-rRNA. Gene Ontology annotation, molecular function: structural constituent of ribosome. The transcript has a single exon.
GACGCUCAAAAGCAGCCCGUCAAACUCGCUAGAGUGAUCAAGGUUCUCGGCCGUACUGGCUCCCGUGGUGGUGUCACUCAAGUCCGCGUUGAAUUCAUGGACGAUUCCAACCGUAGCAUCAUCCGUAACGUCAAGGGUCCCGUCCGCGAAAACGACAUCCUCUGUCUCUUGGAAUCCGAACGUGAAGCUCGU